This is a messenger RNA of Lagopus muta (rock ptarmigan), 11361 nucleotides long. RefSeq lists its product as uncharacterized. The transcript has 2 exons. Bases 4834 to 6684 code for a protein of 616 amino acids. The record is from RefSeq and is a predicted model, not a curated record. NCBI's taxonomy places the organism in Eukaryota, Metazoa, Chordata, Aves, Galliformes, Phasianidae.
AACCCAACCCAACCCAACCCAACCCAACCCAACCAUUCUGUGGCUCUGUGGUCUAUAAGACCCCUUCCAACCCAACCGAACCAACUCUAUAUCUCUGUGGUCUUCAAGAUCCCUCCCAAACCAACUCAACCAUUCUUUGUCUCUGUGAUCUUUAAGAUCCUUCCCAGCCCAACCCAUUCUGUGACUCUGUGACCUAUAAAGGUCCCUUCCAACCCAACUCACUCUAUGAAUCUCCAGUUCCCCAGGCCGGACCAAGCUCCGAGGCCCCUUCCUCCCUGUUGGAUUCCACCUGGGGCAUGUGCUCCCACCCCAGGCUGCUCUCCAGGUGAAUUUCCCCGGUGUGCAUGGCCAACUGUGUGGUCUUGGUUGUGCUUCUUCCGUGUUUGUCUGUCUGUCCAUCCCGUUGGCUUUUUUUUGACCCGUAGUGUGUUUGAACGUAGCUACAUCCACCUGUGUUGCUCCCACGUGUGACGGCGCACCCAGAGCUCUGGGCAGUCUCCUGUUUGAUUUUAUUUGUCAUUUUCUGCACAUUGUUGGAUUUCCAAGUCCUCACCCCUCACCGGUGCCCGGCUGGACAGGGCCAGUCCCCGGGAGAGCAGAGUGGCAGCACGUAGGACUCUCAUGCCAGAUGCCACCCACCACCGCUGGGCUGCCGGUUCCUCCUGGAUGCCACCUGCAUGGAUCAGGUCUGCUUUGCUCCAGGCUGUGCCGCACAGCAGCUUCCAGCAGAGGGUGGGAACUCCAUUGCUGUCUGCCCGGCGGAGGUGGUGGAGCCCAGGGCUGCGGCUGGGGACGGGGCACUGCUGUGGGCAGGGUCGUGCCUCGGUCUUAGCACAGCACAUCUCACUUUGUUCACCCACGGUUGGCAGCAGGAGGGCUGCUGUCUGUGCACUCCGUGCUGCUCCUAAUAUCCAACCUAAACCUCCUGCUGUCACACAGCACGCUGCAGGUGGGGAAGCUGUGGGCUCUGUGAUGCAGGCAGCGGUCGGGGCCACUUUUGAGACUGAGCAGAGCUUGCUGCUGACCCCACAUCAGGACAGCACUCAUCAGCAUUCACGUGAUUAGAGCUGCUUGCAAUGCGACGCAGCCAGUUCCAUCCUCAUUCAGCUGAGCUGGCAUUGCAGACAACGUCACAGCCCUGCACGCGUCCCUUUGGGGUCACACAGCUGUGCUGCCCCGCUUCCAGCACAGCCCCACUGAGCCCCAAGCACAGGCAGGACAGGGACGGGCACUGCAUGCAGCCCAGCAGGGCCGUGUCGGUGUGGGCAGUGGGCAGAGCCCCCACGCAGCCCCCUUGUGCAGCGUUGUUCCCAUGGAAAACAUCCAACAGCAGUGGAACGAGGUGUGAAAUCCACUCUGGCUUUCACUGGUGCUUGCUUAGCUGGGUGCUUUAAGUGUUUUCUUAGUGCAGGUUUUGCAUUUACUUUUUGGGAAGGGUGAGGAGGGGUAAAACUGGAGUGCUUGAUGGUUGCACUGAGGAGGCUGGGUCCUGCAGCAGCCCCAAGGUUCAGGUGUGAAAGUGAUGGCUGCCGUCUGGGAGUGCGUGACAGAAUCAGGGAGGUGUGGGGUGGUUGGGUUGGAAGGGUCCUUAAAGAUCAUAAAGGCACGAGAUGGUUGGGUUGGAAGGGUCCUUCAAGAUCAUAGAGCCACGGGAUGGUUGGGUUGGAAGGGUCCUUAAAGAUCAUAGAGGCAUAGAAUGGUUGGUUGGAAGGGUCCUUAAAGAUCAUAGAGCCAUGGAAUGGUUGGGUUGGAAGGGUCCUUAAAGAUCACAGAGCCACGGGAUGGUUGGGUUGGAAGGGUCCUUAAAGAUCAUAGAGCCACGGGAUGGUUGGGUUGGAAGGGUCCUUAAAGGUCAUAGAGCCAUGGAAUGGUUGGGUUGGAAGGGUCCUUAAAGAUCAUAGAGCUAUGGGAUGGUUGGGUUGGAAGGGUCCUUAGAGACCAUAGAGCCAUGGGAUGGUUGGUUGGAAGGGUCCUUAAAGAUCAUAGAGGCACAGGAUGGUUGGGUUGGAAGGGUCCUUAAAGAUCAUAGAGGCACGGGAUGGUUGGGUUGGAAGGGUCCUUAAAGAUCAUAGAGCAAUGGGAUGGUUGGGUUGGAAGGGUCCUUAGAGAUCAUAGAGCCACAGGAUGGUUGAGUUGGAAGGGUCCUUAAAGAUCAUAGAGCCAUGGGAUGGUUGGGUUGGAAGGGUCCUUAAAAGUCAUAGAGCCAUGGGAUGGUUGGGUUGGAAGGCUCCUUAAAGAUCAUAGAGGCACAGGAUGGUUGGGUUGGAAGGGUCCUUAAAGAUCAUAGAGGCAUGGGAUGGUUGGGUUGGAAGGGUCCUUAAAAGUCAUAGAGCCAUGGGAUGGUUGGGUUGGAAGGGUCCUUAAAGAUGACAGAACCAUGGAAUGGUUGGGUUGGAAGGGUCCUUAAAGAUCAUAGAGCCACAGGAUGGUUGGGUUGGAAGGGUCCUUAACGACCAUAGAGCCAUAGAAUGGUUGGGUUGGAAAGGUCUUUAAAUAUCAUAGAGGCACAGUAUGGUUGGGUUGGAAGGGUCCUUAAAGAUCAUAGAGACAUGGGAUGGUUGGGUUGGAAGGGUCCUUAAAGGUCAUAGAGCUGAAAUAAGUAAAGGAAUGCUGCUUGGGCAGAGGUGGACAGGCAGAGCCUAUGGAACAGGGGCAGCCCGGUGGGUCGCCUCCUUUGAGCGCUGUGUGGUUCAGGACCGGUGCUGGUUGUGCUGCACCAAAGCAGCCCCCUCCCAUAACAUCCCAUAACAUCCCUGUUUUGCUCUCUCACGAUGCCAUGCUGGCCUCAGGCAGUGGAUUUAUGGAGAAGAAUUUUGUACUUGUAUUGAACGGGUGAGGCAGGGGGGCAGGAGGUGUUUUGCGGCACGUGGCUCAGCCUUCUCCGGGUUGGUGCGAGGUGCUGUUGGGUGAGGAGGGAUCCGGGCUCUUCUGUGUGUCCUUGGGGCAGGAAUCUUCCAUCGGUGCACCCAGCUCUGCUUGCUGUGCUUGCAAGGCCUCCAGGUCUCCCCCCGUCGCUCCUGUUGAGUCCACAUCGUCGUCCAACCCAACACGCGUGCCUUGUUUCCAUUCGCACCCACCAGCCUUGGGCAGGUGUGGCUCUGCUCAUUGCCCUGUCCCUGUUGUGUCCCACUGGCAGCGUUCUGUUUCCACCUCUUCUAUCUCUUCCCAACCUUCCUCUGAGCACAAAGCGUGGCUGCGUCGCCGACCUGCGGGCACAGCUGUGACCCACAGGGAUUGCCAGUCCUCUGCAGGGCUCCUUAAUCAUAGAACCACAGAGCCAUAGAAUGGCCUGGGUUGCAGAGGCCCAUGGUGAGCAUCAGCUCCAAGCCCCUGCUGUGUGCAGGUCGCCAACCAGCAGCCCAGGCUGCCCACAGCCACAUCCAGCCUGGCCUCCAAUGCCUGCAGGGAUGGGGCAUCCACAGCCUCCUUGGGCAACCUGUGCCACUGCCUCACCGCCCUCUGCAUGAAAAACUUCCCCCUCAUAUCCAACCCAAACCUCCCCUGUCUCACUUUAAAGCCAUUCCCCUUGUCCCAUCACCAUCCACCCUCCAACAGCCGUUCCCCUCCUGUUUAUCCGCUCCCUUCAAGCACUGAAGGCCACCAUGAGGUCUCCCUGGAUCCUUCUCUUCUCCAAUCCAAUCAAUCCCAGUUCUCCCAACCUUUCCUCAUAGCAGAGCUGCUCCAGCCCUCUGCUCAUCUCAAUGCCCUCCUCUGGACCCGCUCCAAAAGCUCCAAGAGCUUCGCAGCUCCUGCUGUUCGGAUGGGGAUGCUCUGCUCAGCACUGGCCUGGUGCUCACGCGGUUGUCUGUGUCUGGUUGUGCUGCUGGCAGAGGUGAGAGCCGCGCUUCUCCUGCCCCACACAGCCCCACAGAGGGCAGCUCUCCCUGCUUGGCCCCCAGGAGCAGAGCUGGCGAUGUGGGACCGCGCGUCGUGGCGGCGGGGAGGCCAGGAGUGGUGAGCAGCGCAGAGCGAGGCGGUGCUGGCGGUUGUGUUCUGCAGGGGGGAGGACAGGAAUGAGGGGCAGGAGGAGCUCGUCGUUGUGGGGAAAGGUGAACAGCGGGGUCAGCGUUGCGUGUCAGCGUCCCGUUCGGUUUGGCAGAGUUGCCAAUUGCAUGAGAAGCACCGUGCUUAACGUGGUUUGCAGAAAACAUGGAAGCUGUGGGGGACACUGAGCCGUAGAAUCACAGAAUCGGGUUGGAUGAGGCCUCUCACAUCACCACUGCAUCCUGUCCCCACCACGUCCCCAAGCGCCCCAUGGAGGGUUCUCCCCAUAGGCAGCGAUGCUGUUUCCCACAGGGGACAUUUCCCAUGGGGACGUCAGUCCCUUGCAGCUCCACGUGGGGCCUGAAGUCCGAGGAAUGGUGAUGUUGGAGGGGAGAGCUGGGGGCUCCCAAGGCACCUCCAGGUCUGCCAUGGCUGGGAUGGGGGCUGUGCCAGCGCUGGGUCGUCCUCGCAGUGAAGAAACCAUUUGAUGCCUUCCUUGGAAAGUCUUCUGCCUGUAUUCUAAGCGUGCCCAUCGCUGCUUGUCCACUCUGGGCACCGCCUCCCCCUUCUUCAUUCCCUUCCAUCAGAUAUUCACACACUGAGAGCCGACAAAGCCUCCCUCCGGCUGAGCAGCCCCCGCUGUCCCAGUGCCUCAUCGCCAUCACGGCCAUCACCAUCAUCACCAUCACAGCCAUCACGUGUCCCAGUCCCUCAUCACCAUCACAGCCAUCACCAUCAUCACCAUCACGGCCAUCACAUGUCCCAGUCCGUCCUCACCAUCACAGCCAUCUCGUGUCCCAGUCCCUCAUCACCAUCACAGCCAUCACCGUCAUCACCAUCACAGCCAUCAUGUGUCCCAGUCCCUCAUCACAGCCAUCACGUGUCCCAAUCCCUCCUCACCAUCACGGCCAUCACGUGUCCCAGUCCCUCCUCACCAUCACAACCAUCACCAUCAUCACCAUCAUCACCAUCACGUGUCCCAGUCCCUCCUCAUCACCAUCACGGCCAUCACCAUCAUCACCAUCACAGCCAUCACCAUCAUCACCAUCACAGCCAUCACAUGUCCCAGUCCAUCCUCACCAUCACAGCCAUCUCGUGUCCCAGUCCCUCAUCACAGCCAUCACGUGUCCCAGUCCCUCAUCCCCAUCACAGCCAUCACGUGUCCCAAUCCCUCCUCACCAUCACGGCCAUCACGUGUCCCAGUCCCUCCUCACCAUCACAACCAUCACCAUCAUCACCAUCAUCACCAUCACGUGUCCCAGUCCCUCCUCAUCACCAUCACAACCAUCACCAUCAUCCCCAUCACGGCCAUAUCGUGUCCCAGUCCCUCAUCAUGGCCAUCACGUGUCCCAGUCCCUCAUCACCAUCACAGCCAUCUUGUGUCCCAGUCCUUCAUCACCAUCACAACCAUCACCAUCAUCACCAUCACAGCCAUCUUGUGUCCCAGUCCUUCAUCACCAUCACAGCCAUCACCAUCAUCACCAUCACAGCCAUCAUGUGUCCCAGUCCCUCAUCACCAUCACAGCCAUCACGUGUCCCAGUCCUUCAUCACUGCCAUCACGUGUCCCAGUCCCUCAUCACUGCCAUCACGUGUCCCAGUCCCUCAUCACCAUCACAACCAUCACCAUCAUCACCAUCACAGCCAUCACGUAUCCCAGUCCUUCAUCACCAUCACAGCCAUCUCGUGUCCCAGUCCCUCCUCACCAUCACAACCAUCACCAUCAUCACCAUCAUCACCAUCACGUGUCCCAGUCCCUCAUCACUGCCAUCACGUGUCCCAGUCCCUCAUUGCCAUCACAGCCAUCACAUGUCCCAGUCCCUCAUCACCAUCACAGCCAUCUCGUGUCCCAGUCCCUCAUCACCAUCACAGCCAUCACCAUCAUCACCAUCACAGCCAUCACGUGUCCCAGUCCCUCCUCACCAUCACGUGUCCCAGUCCCUCAUCACAGCCAUCUCGUGUCCCAGUCCUUCAUCACCAUCACGGCCAUCACCAUCAUCACCAUCAUGGCCAUCACGUGUCCCAGUCCCUCAUCACGGCCAUCUCGUGUCCCAGUCCCUCAUCACCAUCACAGCCAUCACCAUCAUCACCAUCACAGCCAUCACAUGUCCCAGUCCGUCCUCACCAUCACAGCCAUCUCGUGUCCCAGUCCCUCAUCACCAUCACAACCAUCACCAUCAUCACCAUCACUGCCAUCACGUGUCCCAGUCCCUCAUCACCAUCACGGCCAUCACGUGUCCCAGUCCCUCCUCACCAUCACAGCCAUCACGUGUCCCAGUCCCUCAUCACCAUCACGUGUCCCAGUCCCUCCUCACCAUCACAGCCAUCACCAUCAUCACCAUCACAGCCAUCACGUGUCCCAGUCCCUCAUCACCAUCACAACCAUCACCAUCAUCACCAUCACUGCCAUCACGUGUCCCAGUCCCUCAUCACAGCCAUCACGUGUCCCAGUCCCUCCUCACCAUCACGUGUCCCAGUCCCUCCUCACCAUCACAGCCAUCACGUGUCCCAGUCCCUCAUCACCAUCACAACCAUCACCAUCAUCACCAUCAUGGCCAUCUCGUGUCCCAGUCCCUCAUCACAGCCAUCACAGCCAUCACGUGUCCCAGUCCCUCCUCACCAUCACAACCCUCUCUUGUCUCUCCCGGACCCCACAUCCCUCUUGCAGUGGGGAUCCCAGCAGUGCCCCAGGCCCUGGAUGAGCCCUCGCUGGGAUCAGCUCUGUGAGCGGCCCCAGGACAGGCUGCUGGCUCCUGGUCCUGCAGCACGGGCUUCUCCCACCCCCUCAGGUGCAGGAUUUUGCUCUUCUCUUUGCUGGGCUUCCUGAGUUCUCCCCCAGCUCGUGUCUCUGAUCACUGUGGUCCUCGCAGCCGUUGGGUGCAUCUGUCCCUGCGCCCUACUUGUCAACAAUCAGCUGAGGGGAUCCUUUUCCCCAUCAUCGGGGGGAUGAAAGAGGACAUUGGGAAUUGCCGGCCAUGGCAGCACCCAGCAGCACCCACAGUUGUGCAGCGUGCGCUGCUGCAGCCCCACAUCUCUGCACUGGGGGUCCUGGCUGUGCGCUCACCUCAGUCGCUCCCAUUGCAGCCACGUUUCCCUGCCAUUCAGCAGCAGUGCGGCCCUUCGUGCUCUGAGCUUUGCUUUGCAGGUUUCCUUCCCUUUCUCUUCCGCCCUUCCCUUCCGUGUUCUGUUUGCAGAGCCGGACGUGGAGGUUCUGACAGGCCAAAUCCCUUUGAAAGGAGAGAGCUGGAGGGGCGCGACGCCAUCUGUGUGUGCAGGGGGAACUCAGCAUCUCCAACUGCAUUUAGGCAAAGAGAGAGGAGCAAUGCCUGCCUGCUGCCCUCCCUGCCCAUGGCCGUAACCUCUGGGCUCUCUGGGUGCUGCUGGAGAACCACAAGUGCGGCCCCACAGCUUUGGAGGAGGUCUUGGUGGGAGGAGAAUCAGAGAACCAGAGAACGGCCUGGGUUGAUAAGGACCACCAUGACCAUCUCGUCUCAAACCCCCCUGCCGUGUGCAGGGGUUGCCAACCACCAGACCAGGCUGCCCGGAGCCACAUCCAGCCUUGGAGAAUCCUUUUGCAGCUCCGUGAUGAGCGCUGGUGAUGUUUUGGAGGGAGGAUGAAAACGUUUGGGCACCGGGAGCGCUGGAAGCGAGAGCAAGCGGCGGAGUUCCUGCAGUCGCUGGGUCUGGUUACUGCUGAAUGAAUUGGGACUGAAAUACCAAGAUGAAAGAAAGGAGGCUCAGCCGUCAGUGCCGUUAAUCGUCAGAGUGUUCCCAAAGGGUUCCAUUAGCAGCCAGGCAAACACAGCAUCCCUCUUUGCUUGGUGAGAACGCGCCUUCCUCGUGAGAUGCUUCCCAUGAGAGCUGUGCCUCUUUGUGCUGAUUGCAGCCUGCGCUGUGGGACGUGUGCUGGGUCCUGGAGGCAGAGCUGUGGCAGCCGCCGUCUCCUUGCUGCUGUGGUCCUCCAAGGUGCAGCCGGAGCAUCGCUGCGCACAGGAGACGAAGAAAGCACUUCAUUUUCCCUACAAAGCUUCUGGGUUGUGUUUACACAGUGGGGCCCAAAGGAGCAGCGGGCAGCACUGAAGAGGCCUGGUGCAAUUGAUUGUAAGCUGGGGAACUACAGGCCGGUGAGUCUCAGCUCCGUGCCUGGGAAGAUGAUGGAACAGAUCCUCCUGGACAACAUGUUUGGUCACAUAAAGAAUGAGCAUGGGAUCCGAGACAGCACGGCUUCACCAAAGGAAGGCCAUGCCUAACAAAUCUUGUGGCCUUCUAUGAUGGAGUGACGGCAUUGGUGGACGAAGGGAAGGCGAGCGAUGUCAUUUACCUGGACCUGAGCAAGGCCUUUGACAUGGUCCCACACCACAUCCUCAUCUCCAAAUUGGAGGGAAGUGGAUUUGAUGGGUGGACGAGCCGAUGGAUGAGCAAUUGGUUGAAAGGCCGCAGACAGAGGGUGGUGGUCAAUGGCUCUGUGUCCAGGCAAAGCCCUGCACGGCAUCACAGGGCAGCACUCAAAGAUGGAGCAGCGCCUGGAGACAGGGCAGCGUUUGGCCUCAGCUUGGUCCUGGUGUGUCGGUGUGAGUGUGCAGCCCUGUGGCCAAUCUCAUCGUGCGCCAACGCGAAGCCACGGCGAGGAGCACUGAUCCAGAAGCAGCCCUGCGAGCAGACGUCACUGCUCUGCGUAAUGCAUCAGAAGGGAGGCGGUGCUGGGCCGUGGCUCGUGAAGGAUCCCAUCCAGAAACGCUUCCCUGGCUCAGAGCAGAGCUGAGUGCCUGUGAGCAAAGUGCCAAUGGAGAAAUCAUCUUCCAGAGCCGGGCCGUAGGGAGCAGCGUCCUCUAUGGCACAGCACUGCUGGCGGAGCGGAGCUCCCACAGGACAGCCGACCAUCCUCCGUGCUGAAGAGGAUGUGCUCUGCAGAGCUCUUUCCUGAGCUAACCUGACCCUGGAAGCCACUGGACAGCAAAGGAGCUGUGCUGAGAGCCACGGAGUCCUUGCAGCUCUGCACCCUCACAGGCAGUGACAGCAGUGCUGAGGUCGCUGCAUCCGCGCACGCCAACCUUACCUGGCUGUGGGGAGAGGGGUGGCGGUGACAGCAGGGCAGAUGGACAGCAGGGUCUCUCUGUGCCCACCUGUGGGGAUUUCCAGCUCCUCUGCAGGGAUGCCAAGCGCUUGUGAAGCCAACUGAAAUUCAAAGAAGCUCAGGACGAAUUGCAGCAUAAGUGGGGCAGAAUCUGCCCUGUCUGAACCCCCAUCUCAGCUCCUGGGUCCUCAGCCUGGAAGCUCUCAGAAUCAUUCAGGUGGAGAAGAGCUCUGAGAACCCCAGUGCGACCCCAACCCAUCCCACUGCCCACGUCCCCCAGUGCCACAGUGCUCACCAAACACCCCCAGGGAUGGGGGCUGCCCUGGGCAGCUGUGCAGUGCUGAUUGCAGCGCAGGUUGUUCCCAAUUCCAACCCUCCCCGCUGCACCCUGAGCCCAUCCCCUCACUGCACAACGCCGCGUGUUGCUGUCCUCUGAAAUCCUCUCUGCAGAGGUCGUCGUUCAUCCUCCAUCAAGAUUCAUUCACAUUUGGACACAGAUUUUGGCUUGUUCUGCAAGUUCCAGCCCUCAGACCGUAACUAAUUGCAUCCCUCAGCAGCGAGGCAUCGCAUCGCUCCUGGCAGGCCGCAGCCCUGUCCUCCUCCUGCAUUUGGCACCAAAGUGCCUGCUGGGCUGCCAGCUCCCUGAGCAGGGCAGGGAUGACAGCUGGGUGUCACCUGCUGCCCGCUGAGCAUUCCUGCAUGGCAUCCUUGCUCUCUCCCACUGCAGUCUCUCCUUUCCCAACCUCUGGAAGCAGUGCCCCUCUCCGUCCCAUCUUCGCCGGGCUGAGCGAGCUCUUGGCAACCAGCUGCCACUGCCUGCAGCCUCACCUCUUCACAUGAACGUGGGGGAACCCAAAUUCCAGCAGCAGAGAUGGCAGCGGUGUCUGCUGCGGUGAUGUGAGUUCACAUGUAGGUCUCGAGGCACCCCUGCUGUGCCAGCAGACCCAGAACUUUCUCCUCCUUCAUCCUUUCCUACAGAUGAGCUCUGGCUGAAAGCAGAGAUCCUUUGCCAGCCCCGUGAGCUGCGUUCCGUCCCUUCGUGUUCUGUUUCUCGUACCGCAGCCCUCAAGGUCGUUCAGUUGUUCCUCUUUCGUACCGAUGGCGCUUCCCAAGUGUGACUCACCGUCACGCUCCUUUCUAACUCCUGCUUUCUGUGCCAAGGUGGGAAGAGGAUCAGCGCAAGAGGCAGCGUGGCUGAGCCCACGGGCUGCCCUUCCUGUUCCUGUGGAUAGGAAUCUAUUCACCAUCUUCAGUUAGCGCCUCUGGGCCUCUCAGAGCGCGGCUCUCACGCAGCGCCUGCGUUGGUGGCUUUGGGCACUGAGUGCAUUUCUGUAGCCGUCGCUUUGUUCCAGGAGGGGAAGGCAGAGCUGCAGGGUGCCGUGGUGCCCCGGCGCCUUCCUGCCCCUCCGUGGCUGGGCUGGAGGUUGGGUUGCAGACCAGCCAGGGGCAACGCGCUCCAUUGGCUGCUUGUUGGCCAAAGCACAGCCUAGUCAAAGAGCGGCAGGCAGGGCAGCUGGAGGCAGCAUGGGGCAGAAGUGGCUGAGCUGGAUGCCGGGUGCACAGAAGGACCGCGCAGAGUCCCAUGGCCCCGCUCAGCACCGAGGCCCCAAUGGCCCCACAGGAUGCCACCUCUGGGCUCCCCAGGCCGAGGGGCUCGCUCCGGUCAGAGCACUUCAGGCAGUUGCCCUCUGCUGUUUUUAUGUUCCGUUUAUUUUCCCGUUGGGAGCAUCCUUGUUUACGCCAGGUGAGGUUUAUGACAAGCGGGUGAUGGCAGAAGGGAGGCGUUCUUGCAGCACCGUUUGUCUCCUGUCACAUCCUCCAGUCUGGUGCAGAGCAGACCUUGGCCGGUGCCCAGGGACACGGCGCAUCCCCGGCGCUGCUGCAGAAGGGACUGGCCCAGCACCACGCUGCUCUCACACAGCCCUGCAGGUCGGAGCAUUUAUGCUUAUGGGGGCAGAGCAGGAUGUAGACAGGUCAGGCCUCUCCCUGCCCCACGCACAGCCCGCAGCAGAGCUCAGCCCCAUUCUGCGACGGUCGGAUCCUGCUGCCCCACGCCCGGAGCCUCGCGCCGGUGCCUGGGGAGGUGCUGGAAGUCCCUGUCGUCCUACAGUGGGGCUCUGUCCCCAUGGCAGAUGUGCUCAGGCGGUUGUGCGUUGCUCUGGCUGUGCCUGGCGCUCUGCUUUAGUGAGGGGAGGUGGUCCCAGCCAGAGGGGGCAGGCGGCGGUGCGAGGUCCUCAGUGUGGCACUUCCCAGUGAAUCCACAGAGGGCUGCAGGGCCAGGGCUGCUCCCAGGAGGGCUUUGGGU